ACCUAGCACGGCGACGCCUCGGCGCAUCCGCAGAGGUGCUAGUUCGCACCUCUUCCUGCCGCAUGGGCAUGAGAUCGUACAUGACCUGGAACGAGGUGCCCGCCGCUCCCUUGGACCCCAUCCUCGGCGUCAACCAGAAAUUUCAGGCUGACACAUCCGCGGAAAAGGUCAACGUGUCGAUCGGCGCCUACCGUACGGAUGAGGGCAAGCCCAUGGUGCUCAGCUGCGUCAAGAAGGCGGAGGCGCUGCUACUGGAGCAGAGUGACCUCAACAAGGAGUACCUGCCUCAGCGCGGUGACGCCACCUACGUUCAGCUCUGCCAGAAGAUGCUCUUUGGGGAGAAGUCAAAGCUGCUGGCGAGCGGGGUGGUGGCGACGGCGCAGACGCUGUCGGGCACGGGCGCGCUGCGGCUCGGCGCCGAGUUCAUGAAGAAGUUCGCCAAGGGCAAGACGGUCUACAUCUCCAAUCCGACGUGGGGCACGCACAACUCCAUCAUGACCCAGGCUGGGGUGCCCUUCUCUCACUACCGCUACUGGAACGCCGCGGGCCGUGACCUCGACCUGGCAGGCAUGCUGGAGGACAUCGAGGCGGCGCCCGAGGGCAGCGUGAUCAUGCUGCACGCCGCGGCCCACAACCCGACCGGGGUGGACCCGACCGCGGAGCAGUGGGGCGAGAUCAUGACCGUCUGCAAGGCGAAGAAGCACGUCUGCUGGUUCGACUCGGCGUACCAGGGCUUCGCGACGGGCGACUUGGACAUCGACGCCACCGCGAUGCGCGCCUUUGCCGACGAGGGGUUGCCGCUCUUCGUCAGCCAGUCCUUCGCCAAGAACUUUGGCCUCUACGGCGAGCGCGUCGGCACCUUCUCAAUCACUUGCGACACGCCCGAGGCCGUCAAGGCGGUCAUGUCGCAGCUCGACAUCAUCAUCCGCAACCUGUACUCCAACCCGCCCAAGCACGGCGCAAACAUCGUCAAGACCGUGCUCUCCGACCCCGCGCUGUACCAGGAGUGGCGCGACGAGCUCAAGGCCAUGUCAUUGCGCAUCCAGGACAUGCGCACGGCGCUGUACGACGAGCUCACCAGCCUCGGCACGCCGGGCAGCUGGACGCACAUCACCUCGCAGAUCGGCAUGUUCUCCUUCACCGGUCUCAGCCCGGAGCAGUGCACGCAGAUGGUCGAGAAGCACCACGUGUACAUGCUGAACAAUGGCCGCGUCUCCAUGGCCGGCGUCACCUCGAAGAACGUCAAGUACAUCGCCAAGGCCAUCGACGACGUGGUGCGCAACUUCUGAGAGCGUUGACGAUUGUCCCGCCCCGCGCGGCCGGUUGCGCUGUGCUUGCAUAAUGGUCCAUUUACGUGUGUGGAGGCAGAACUACAUAGGAGACAGAGAGAGA
Messenger RNA from Emiliania huxleyi CCMP1516, 1392 nucleotides. RefSeq names its product aspartate aminotransferase (gene AAT1). Gene Ontology annotation, biological process: biosynthetic process; amino acid metabolic process. NCBI's taxonomy places the organism in Eukaryota, Haptophyta, Isochrysidales, Noelaerhabdaceae. Gene Ontology annotation, molecular function: transaminase activity; pyridoxal phosphate binding. The record is from RefSeq and is a predicted model, not a curated record. Bases 63 to 1289 code for a protein of 408 amino acids. The transcript is spliced from 10 exons.